Molecule: messenger RNA, 564 nt
Organism: Corticium candelabrum
Lineage: Eukaryota; Metazoa; Porifera; Homoscleromorpha; Homosclerophorida; Plakinidae
Exons: 13
Coding region: 1-564 (187 amino acids)
Source: RefSeq, a predicted model, not a curated record
AUGGUCUCUAUAAUCAGACAAAGGCACUUUUUCCUGUGUUUGAACUAUUGGGCUGCUUUGUCGCCGAGUCAGAGAAAUCUAAGGCAGCAGGCAAUCUCAAAACUUCAAAGUGUUGUGUCGUUUGCGUUGUUGUUCUGUUGUGUUGUGCUCUGUAUUGUCUGUGUUCUGUUGUGUUGUGUUGUGUUGUAUGUGUUGUGUUGUAUGUGUUGUGUUAUCUUUGUUGUGCUAUGUAUUGUUGUGUUGUGUCGUUGUGUUGUGUUUCGUUAUGUUGUCUAUGUUGUGUUGUGUUGUGUUGUGUUGUUUGUGUUGUGUCGUCUGUGCCGUGUCGUCUGUGUUCUGCUGUGUUGUAUUGUUUUGUCAAUGUUGUGUUCUGUUGGGUUUUCUUGUUGUGUUUAUCUUGUUGUGUGUGUUGUGUUCCGUUGUGUAGUCUGCGUUGUUGAUAUGUCGUCAGUGAUGUGUCGUCUGUGUACUGUUGUGUUGUGUUGUUUUGUCUGUGUUGUGUUUUUUUGGUCUUCGCUGUAUGUGUUUUGCACUAUUGCGUUGUCUGUGUUGUGUUUGGCGUAG